Messenger RNA from Bacidia gigantensis, 1830 nucleotides. RefSeq lists its product as uncharacterized. The record is from RefSeq and is a predicted model, not a curated record. Bases 1 to 1830 code for a protein of 609 amino acids. NCBI's taxonomy places the organism in Eukaryota, Fungi, Ascomycota, Lecanoromycetes, Lecanorales, Ramalinaceae. The transcript is spliced from 3 exons.
AUGUAUUUCAGAGCAGGCUCGCUCUUUGCUUUGUCCGUAUUCGCUUCACGGAGCUUCCUCGUCGGAGCAAACCCCGCCGCAUCCAACAUUGAGCGUCGCUCGCCAGCUAACUAUCAGGGCGAUGGACUCCCUCAUCGGCAGAUGGUUGCUGCACGCUCCGCGCGUAGUCUCGAGCGUCGCCAGCUAGAUAUCAACAACUUCCUGAAGCACGAGCACGUGUUGCCUUUCAUUGACGAUGAUGCUUCGGCUUCUCAUCCCGGCGGAUCUGUACCUGGCUCUCCACCGGCCUUUGCAGCCCACGUCUUACUGAAAUCAGUCCUGCCGACCUUGUUACUAGAAGAGCAUGAAGGCUUUAUCGAAAGUAUCGCCUGCCACGAAUCCAUCGUCGAGCUCGAUUUCCAUAACAGUGCUGUGCUGUCUGCUGCAUGGGCAGAAAUGCAGCAGCAUCCUGAAAUGCUAGUCAUCACCUCUCAUGUUGGCUGCAAUCCUGACGGAGAACGUAAACCUUACCGUGUCUCGAGUGUUGAAAAGAGAGAGCAUUCGCUUGUUCUUUCUGUGAUUCACGCCUCAUGGAAACAAUGCUUUCAUUCGAUCGAUCUUGCAUUUGGCAGCCACAAAGAAAACGCUCAACUCAAGCGCCACGAUCAUGACCUCAGAAGGAGACAAGAGACGGCGACUUCAUCAGUCAUCGUAGGCCCUGCCAUCUCCAUACCCCCUCCACCAACCUCCUCGCCUACAGCCACCGUCGUUGCCGCCGCAAGCGUCACAACAGCCUGGCUUGGCACCACUAUCCUGCCUCCCACAUUCCCCGGCUCAAACUUUCUCGUCCCGGACCUCCCCGCCGGCCUGAACGUCCAAUGCAAGAACUGCUCCCUCCAAGGCAGCAUCAACCUCUCAGACGGUUAUCUCAACGGUGCCGCUCCAAGCACAUCCGACGACGACGACAGCAUCGGCUCCAUCUUCGAAUCCGAGGUCACCGACAUCAUCAACUUCUUCGACAACGGCUACAUCGAGCUCGCCGUCAACGACUUCACGGCGCACAUCGAGCUCGAAACACACGUCACGCCCUCCGCCUCCCUAGUCACCUACAUCGCGCCCUUCCCCGACAUCGGCAUUCCCGGCUGGACGAUCCCCAAAAUCGCCACCGUGGGACCCAUCCUCCGCCCGCACAUCACCUUCGGCGUGCAGCUAGCCACAACACUAGAAUUCACAUACGGCUUCGACCUCACAAUCCCAAAUAAUUCUACCAUCCACAUCGAUAUCAACGACCCCAUCGCCAACUCCACCGUCACUGGCUUCCAAAACACGACCUUCACGGCCCUCCCCUUCCAAGCCGGCAUCGACAGCAUAAACCUCACCGUCUCCGCGGCCUUGAACCCCCAAAUCCUCCUCGCCUUCUCCGUCUUCGACGACUCCGCCUCUCUCGCUGCAGGCGCCUUCCUCGACCUCCCCCAGCUUUCCGCCACAGUGGCACGCGUCAGCCACGUCGACGAACACUGCAAUCCCCCCAACGCUUCCAGCGCGGAAAAAGACCUCACGCUCUUGAAUAUCGUGCCCAAGGUAGACUUCGAUGUGGGCUUGCUCGUGGAUGCGAAGUUAGAUGCUGAAGUUCAUACCUUUGAUGUCGGCGCGACGACGACGGUCGCGAGUGCGGUGCAGACUUUGGGCACGGCGUGUUUGAAGUGGGAUGGGAAGAAGAAGACUUUUGGGGCUGCGGUGGGGGCGAAGGAGACGGGGAAGAGUUCUGACGCUGCGGCGGAGAUGCAGGGUAAGGGGAGGCUCGCUCUGUUGGCUAUGUCUGUGGUUUCGGCGUUUUUCAUGCUGCUGUAG